AUGCAUAGUAGACACGACGCGGCGGAUGACACCCUUGUCGAAAGACUGUUCACGGAUGAAGGCGAUCAAGUAUGCAGCGGUUCCGAGACGAUUUCGUCUUCUUUAGCCGGAAAUGUUGACAUCAUGCCUAACAAUUCCGCCACAGUCGAGGGUGAUCAUAGCUUUCAUCUGCAAACCCCCAACACCUAUACCGAGGACUGCCAGGAUCCCCGUUUGACGGCAACUGCUGCACGACCUACCGAAACUGAUGAAGCGAUUGAUUCCGACGUUAGCGUUGGCACUGAUGACCACCAGGGCGAAUCGGAUGCAAUUGGCUUCAUUCCAGCUGAGGAUGGUGACUUUUCCAGAAGUGAUCAGUUCAUGGCCACUGAGAACAACCAGAAUUUUAUUCCCGAUAUGAGUGCUUUAGGCCAGACGGAGGACAGUGGGGAAGACUCUGAUCAAGAAGCUGCAGCACCCAAUGCUCCUAUAUUCGAUGGAAGCUCAGAGAAGAUAGAGAAGAUCCGUUCGUUUUUGCCAAGAAUUUACCGCAUGACCAAAGACGAAGUAGUCACUCUGCUGCUGGAAAACAUCUUAUACAACCAAAACGACAUCAUUGCCAUAAAUAAGCCAUAUGGCCUGCCGGCGUUUUAUUCGAAAGACAUGCCUUUUUGCGUUCUUUCGCUACUGCCGUUGCUUCGACCGUUUCUGGCUCCGAAAUGCGACUUUCUGCGCCUUAUUCACAGACUUGAUCAACAGGCUACCGGCGUUUUGCUCUUGGCCUCGGACUUCAAUUAUGUCAAAAAUGUUGACAGUCGGAACGAUUGGGGUGAGGUCUAUCGGAGCGAAACACGAGCGUCGGAAAUUUCGGGUCUUAUGCGAGAGAGGAAAGUGGUAAAGACUUACGUGUGCAUAACGAAGGCAGUUCCAAACCCAAAAUCUGGGAUCAUCAGGAUACCUCUGGCCGAGAGAGAAGUAUCUAACAGGUUUAAGGUUUACUGUGCGAAUUUGAAAUCCAGCUAUGACGCAAAAUUUUUAGGGAUAAAGCACCAGAUUAGGUGUCAUCUCGGUUACGGUAUCAACUGCCCAAUUAUGGGCGAUCACAAGUACUCCAGUUUCUUGAGGCACAUCCCUCAGCGUCUUUCCAGCGUUACUCUUCAACGACUUGGAAUCCGUGCUUCGAAGGCACGACAUAUGCCGAUGUUACUUCACGCUUCCAAAGUACGUAAAAUGCUGUUUCCUGUCAUUCUAUUAUAUGCCUGGUUUUCUUGUUUAGAUCGAAAUACCAAAAAUCAGCCAUGGCGAUAA
Messenger RNA from Soboliphyme baturini, 1287 nucleotides. The record is from the annotation of a GenBank genome assembly. NCBI's taxonomy places the organism in Eukaryota, Metazoa, Nematoda, Enoplea, Dioctophymatida, Soboliphymatidae.